AUGCCUAUUACAUACAACCGCGGGAACGUGCGAAAAAUAGCUUUUCGCACAAGGGGUCGAUCGGCUCAUUCCCUCGAUGCAGGCGGGCCGAGAGUAGACGCAGGUUCAACGGGCGAUGGCCGACAGUUUUUGCAAAUUCGACCAGCACUCGCAGACCCUAGAGCUACAUUUACACGUUCACACACUUUACUUACAGGUAAUGAUUAUGCACCAAAAGACGAUGGUCGAGAGGAACCCAUUAAUCUGCAAGCUGUGGGCGAAGGUAGAGUUCAGUUGUUUCGGACACCACAGGAAAAAGAUAGACUACCAGACAGAAUCAGCCUUGACAGGCGAGGUCUGUCCUCAAUUCCUCAUAUUGUAGCAGAGCCAGGAUUGAGACUAUUAUCACUGCAACACAAUUUAAUCAAUAGUUUGUCAGGGUUGUCACCGCUCGAUCUCGGAAAACUAGUGUUUUUAGAUGUCUAUGACAAUCAGAUGGAUAAAAUUACAUCUCUCGAGAGGUUAUUUAGUCUCAGAGUGCUAUUGAUGGGCAAAAACAGAAUUAAAAGAAUAGAAGGCUUGUCAAACCUCAUAAAGUUAGAAGUGUUGGAUUUGCAUGGGAACAGAAUCAGCAAAGUGGGUGGUUUAUCUAAUCUAAGUGAACUCAAGGUGCUCAAUUUAGCUGGGAAUCAAAUAAAAUGUAUAGGACAGACUGAUAUCCAAGGUCUAGUAUCUCUAAGGGAGCUAAAUCUAAAGAGGAAUCGACUGAGAAAAUUAAUGGGAUUCCAACAUACACCAAAAUUACAAAAACUAUACCUUGGUAACAAUGACUUGCAAAGUGUCGAAGACAUGUCGUCGCUAGCUGAGGUGACUUCACUCACAGAAGUGUCUCUAGAUGGAAAUCCUGUGGCUUUGGGUGGAGACUGUACACCAUUUUUGGUAUCAUAUCUACCAAACUUAGUAACGCUGACUAAUAUGCACGUCACUGAUCAAGUUCGUAGAGCCGCUAUGGCUUGGAGAAAUAAUAAGGAAGCGGCUCGUGCAGCAUACUGUGCACUUGGAGGAACGGAACAGCACGCCGCUCGACGAGAUCAGAUCAUAAACAAUGCCCGUACCAACUGGGAGCUACUAAGGUCUGAAAACAAAUGUUUCGCUACUGCAAGCACUAACACUCAAAUGAAAAACCCUGAACCUGAAAAGGAAUAUGUAAUUGAAACUUCAACGAUCAUUACCCAAACUGGUGCUACGCAGACUGAAAUAGCAGCUCUUCCAGACGUAGUAAUAACCAUGCAGCAUUGCGAAGCAGACGACUCUGACUUUAAAAACAAUACUAGUGACACAAAUGUUCCAUCUUCAGACAACGCACCGAUUAAAUCGCCUGUGCGAAAGUUACAACGAAGUUCCACAGCUCGAAAACCAUUAAAUGAAAGACGAGUUAACUUCUCAGAACGUAGUGUUUCUCAGGACACAGACGCAUCCCAUUCUACAUCUACUAGUAGUGAUAUAAGAUUGCCACCUAUACUUUUGCCUAUUAUUUCUUCACUUGAAAAUGUUAAGCUUUCUGAUGGCACAGAGCCUGUUUUAAAAAGAUGGGAAAGUGUUUCUAGCGUUGAACCCGUCAUAAAUUCAUCAUUCAGCUCUUUGCCAUCGUCAACAAGUGAUAGUGAAGAAGAAGCAAACAACAAAAGGCGAUUUCGUCGUGCUCCUACUGCGGUGCGUAGACGAGAACAGUUUAGCUCAAUGCGGUCUAAAUCAGUAUGCGAUCCAGAAAGUCGACGGGCUAAAGCAAAUGCCAAGAACUUUGAUAACAGUGAAAAUGCCAGCAACGUGUCAGGUAGUACAAACGUUGGGUCUGUUACUGCAUCAUCAACUUCGAGCAGUGAUCAAAAUACCAAAAUUUUACGAAGAGAAGGUUCCGUUAACGGUAGGUUAAGUAACAGAAAUAUAAGGAGUGCGACAAUUGCUAGAAGGAAUGAAAGAGCUUCAUCAGCUAAUAGAGCGGCUACAGCAAGAAUACCAAAAACGAGCAAAAGUUUGGCUAGUUUGAAAUCUUCAGAACCGGUUCCUAAACCAAUAGUGCCUGCGACAAAAGAUAGAGAACAAGGUGUAGAUUACUUAGUGGAGGUAUGCGACGACUUAGUGAGCGCGUGGGGCGCCGGGGCAGUCCGUCGACUAGCCAGGGACUGGGAGUGGGAGAGAGCAAGGACAGUAACUCGUGCAGCUUUUCACUAUGUCCAUUUUAAUGCUGUCGCACAAUCUUUACCCGAAUUAAAAAACAAAUUUCCAAACGUAUCUCAAAUAUCAUUUCGAGCAACGGGGCUUCAAUGGUUCGGCCAGCUUCAUGCUUUAGCAGAACUUCGUGGAAUCAGUGGUUUAACCAUUUUACCUGAAGGCAAUCCAAUUCAUACAAAAAUAUGGCGGGAAUACGCUAUAUACAGGCUGGCUCAUUGGGGACUCAAGCAAAUAAAUGAUGAAUCAGUAACUGAUGAAGAGGUAAAAUCAGCAAACCAAACCUACCACGGACUAAGUGACAUAGUGUUACGGGCACUGCCUGAUGCUCCCUUACAACCUCUGCUGUCUCGUUUGGGGAGAAGCGGCAACAGCACCGUCAGUGCCAAAGCUUGGCUGAGAGCCGCUGAUCCAGCUCUAAGGGAUGUGAUCGCCAAGGAAGCGUUACAGUAUAAAAAAGGGCACGUGUCUCAGGAAGACAUGAGUUGGCGAGUUCGUGGUCGCGGUCAGUUAUGUCAUAUAAUUGAAUUAGCCUGCGGUGCAGCACAGCGCUUACGAGCUCUAGAACUGCUGUGGCCAUCAAUCCUCGUCGAGAUGAUCGAGGAUAUACUGAAAGAUUUUUCUGAUAUGGACACACAUGUCAAGGAACAAAUGCAGAUGUUGAUGGAUUCUAUGACGACAUCAGCGGAUAAAAAUACAGGUAACUUGUGCGAUAAUCCGACGAGAGACACGCUCGCGGAAGGUCUACUGGGUCUUCUGAAACCUACUGUAGAUCAACUCGACGACAGGGUGCGAGUUACUAGGAAUUCUACUAGCCGAGAAGUGACUGAUUCCAGUAAGAAAAUCACUCUGGAUCUUAUGGGAGCUUAG
Messenger RNA from Hyposmocoma kahamanoa, 3078 nucleotides. Its product is annotated as leucine-rich repeat-containing protein 49. The transcript has 14 exons. The record is from RefSeq and is a predicted model, not a curated record. Gene Ontology annotation, molecular function: protein binding. The coding region runs from base 1 to 3078 and encodes 1025 amino acids. NCBI's taxonomy places the organism in Eukaryota, Metazoa, Arthropoda, Insecta, Lepidoptera, Cosmopterigidae.